AAAGUUCCGAACAUUACGACAUACCUUUCGUUCUGUUAUCCCCUCCCAAACAGACAAGGAACAGAACCAAACCCUAGAUCCCCCUUUUCUUCAUCUUAGUUUUGUCUAAGAAAAAUUCACAACUUAUCCAAGUGUGAAGAUGAAUCAUCACUGAAUCAAGAUCGUUUUAAACUAAAACCACGGUCUAGGUUCGGUCUGAUCAAAUCAUCUUCCAGGUUUGUUAUGGGGUCAGAACAUGAUCACGAUGAAAACAAACAAGUUUCAGAAGAACCUUUAUUAGAAGAUGAAAACCAAGAUGGUGAGCAUAAAAAGAUCCUUUCAGAAGAUAUUGUAAUCAUUCACUCAGAAAUACAUUCAAGAUCCUCCUCUUCAUCAUCUUCAUCUUCUUCGUAUUCAUCACCACCAAAACAUCUACCAGAGACAGAUUCACCUCCUGUUCAAGUAAUGGACAGGGAUGAUAAUAGUAACUACGACCCAGACAGGAUCCCAUCUUCGGUUUUCGAGACAAGCAAAUCGAAUUUGCAAGCUGAUUGGAGCUGCGCUUCGAAUGAAUCUCUCUUUAGUAUUCAUAUAGGGAGAAACAGUUUCACUGUUGAUGCCAUGAAAUCAGGUGAGCUCUACAAAUCAGGAGAGUUGCUAGCUUAUAGUCCUGAGCUUCCUAUGCCGCCACCACCAGGAAAAGAAUUAGACCCUUUAGUCGAGUCGUCGAAAGUUGUUGAUUCAGAUGAUGAUGAUGAGAAAGAAGAACAGCCUCCUGCUGUUUCUUGGAAAACUCCUACAAAGUCUUACCGUUCUAACCGGAGCUCAAACAGCACGCAUUCCUUCUCUUUCCCCAUUUUAGCAGGAGCUGCAAGUGAUUCAGCAAGUGUAGAAACAGGGGAAAAGAAGAAACAAGAAAAGCAAUCAGAAGAGACAAAACCACCAGCAGAAGUAGAAAACCAGAAGAAUUCAACAAUGUGUGGUUGGUUCUCAUGGUUUCCUUCAUGUCCUUCGUGUUGUUCUUUACGUUCUCCAUGUUCUUGAAUUCGUUUUUUGCUUUUGUGUGUUUUACGGAUUAGUUGUGACCCUCUUAACCGGUUGAGUAAACCAGUUAAAUGGAAAUCAUGUGUUAACAUAAAAGUAAGUUAGGUUAACUAUUAAUGAAUCAAAUGGUUUAGGGUUGUUGUAAGAGAGCAAGGUGGACUCUCGCAGGUCUAUUGAAAAGUGUUAAUAGUUAAUAUGCUAAGAGCUUGGAAACUUUGUGUGGUUAUGUGAGGUUGGUUCCAUGAAGCUUAACUCUAGUUUCUAGGCUGAGCAUUGUCAUGAGUCUCGUGACCGUUGACCAGUGGGAUCAACGUCCGUCUCUCAGACCUGUUUCUCCAUGAGCCUCCAUUAAAACCGUUGCCCCGAGUUCUAGUUGUCUCCAGUCUCAUUCAUAUUGUAUCCAAUGUUUCGCGCAGAAUAUCUCCUGUCGUUUGCAUUGUUGUUGAUUGCAGAAGAAUUCAAAAACAAAAACUCAAUUAGGAUUUAUGUUGUUAUUCAUGAAAUUAUCAUCUAUAGAUGCUCUUCGGUUUUCGAUUCUGAUUCAAGAUCCCUUGUGAGCCUAUAGCUGCAUUCCAAUAUCAAAAAGAAAAAGAAAAACAAGAACUUUGAAUAACUGAGAGUCUGAUGAGCAAAAACAUUUUUUUAAAAGCAUGUGACAGUGAGUGAACUCGUGCUUAACAUUUCGAAACUACUCUACCACACACAUUUUUAAAGAGUUAUAACUCAAAAACAAGAUUUGAGAAUUUUCUAAUUACUUUUUAGUGUAUUCAUAUCUGCAGCUUUUGGAAAGUAUCAGUUAACCAAGUUAUCAUAGUCGAGUGAGUAAUGGAAUGAGAGCUGUUUACGUGUUUGUGGGCCUAAAAAUUAGAAAAGCCCCCGGCGAGGAGCGAACUCACGACCUUUCGCUUACGAAGCGAACGCAAUACCACUAUGCUACGGAGGCAAUUUGUCUUGUGUCUGAAACGUCUCUUUUUAAAAAAUGUAAAUACGCAUACAGACCAAAGAAGCUUCGUUCAAACUUUCGACGGGAAGGAGACGAGAGAGAAAGAGAGACGCCGCCGGAAAUCUGUGUUGGGACAAAGAGGUCCUGAUAGUGUAGGCGAAAAGAAGAUUCUGCUUCAACCAACAAUCUGUGACUCUCUCUGUUCUUGACUUGAGGCUAGUGAAGGAGCUUUUAAGCUUUAGAGUACUACUCCUACUACUUGUACGGGUGAAUUGCAUUUUAUAGGUUCCCCAUUACAGCUCAGAGGAACUACUCCUGUAUGUUAAUUUAUUUCAACACCAAGAACUGAUCUAGAUUUGAUUUAAUUCAACCCUAACACAUUUCUAAAGAAGGUAGAAACACUAACCUUGAUCCAUGCUUGGAUGCAACCCCACCAAUUGAUGUUCUCUUCUUUAACCUUCUCCUUUUGGUGAUUUCCUUGAUGGACAAGAAAUCCCAAACCUUCCUUAAUCUCUCCUUUUGAUAAUCAGU
Molecule: messenger RNA, 2497 nt
Organism: Brassica napus (rape)
Lineage: Eukaryota; Viridiplantae; Streptophyta; Magnoliopsida; Brassicales; Brassicaceae
Exons: 3
Coding region: 223-1023 (266 amino acids)
Source: RefSeq, a predicted model, not a curated record